CGCUGUUCUGGCGCCAGGAACGAAAAGGCGACGCUGCCGAAGAAGAGCGCGAGCGAGCGAGCGAUUGAAUGAUUCCAUGCGAUGCCAUGAAAGCGAGGGAAGAUUGCCCCGCGACGUCCCAUUGCUUCGCUUGAGGCUCGACAUCUGCCCGCCCGGUUGUUGUUAUGUGCUCAGCGUCGUCUCGCCUCAAGAUUUCUCUCGAUGUUCUGACGGCGUCUGCGCACAAAGAUUUGGUUUGAAUUGCCAGUGAUCGGCGUUGGUCUCGGUAGCUCGCGUCGUCCGGCUGGGGGCGUGGUGAACGCUUGCAUGUAGUGCGAUGGGUUCGUAUUUUAGGUGCGCAUGGCAUGGCAGCUCUAGGAGGAAUGGACAAUAGGAGGUGGUGGAAUUUUUGCCGAAGAGUUAAGAGUGAUUUCUCGCCUUGGGCGUCUGCUGGCGAUUACGAAAUUUAGCGUCAUUGUUGAAACGUACUGGAGAUUUUCUAGCUUGUAAUGGGAUGAUAGAUGUGGGCUGCCGAUGAGAGAGAGGUCCGAGGACAGGUACGAAGGCAAGAACAUGUGAAUACGAUAGCGUAGAGGAUUCCGAGUUUGUGCUGCGUUCAGGAGGUUUGUGAUAUGCCCACAGAACGAUCAGGCGCUGGACAGCUGUGGAAGCAUUCGGCAGAUUCUAUUAUGCAUAGAAGGAGAGGCGUUUGUUCCAUGCUUUGAAACAGAGUUGGUGGUGGGCAACAAUGGGGGUUGAGAACUAUCAUGUUGUGGAGCUCGUUGGAGAGGGCUCCUUUGGCAAAGUGUACAAAGGAAGGCGGAAAUACACCGGGCAGACUGUGGCUAUGAAGUUUAUACUCAAACACGGCAAAAGCGACAAGGACAUCGAGAAUCUGAGACAGGAGAUCGAAAUUUUACGGCAACUGAAGCAUGAAAAUAUAAUUGAGAUGCUCGAUGCAUUUGAGAGUCCUCAGGAAUUCUGUGUGGUGACGGAAUUCGCCCAGGGCGAACUCUUUGAGAUCCUCGAAGAUGACAAGUGUUUGCCAGAAGCCCAAGUUCAAGCUAUCGCCAAACAAUUGGUGAGAGCAUUGCAUUACCUUCAUUCGCAUCGAAUCAUCCACCGGGAUAUGAAACCACAAAAUAUCCUGAUCGGGGCUGGUGGCAUUGUGAAGUUGUGUGAUUUUGGAUUCGCGCGAGCAAUGUCCUGCAAUACAAUGGUCUUACGAUCGAUUAAAGGUACUCCACUGUACAUGGCACCUGAGCUGGUUCGAGAACAGCCGUACAAUCACACAGCUGACCUUUGGUCCCUAGGGGUUAUUUUGUACGAAUUGUAUGUGGGGCAGCCUCCGUUCUACACAAAUUCUGUGUACACUCUGAUUCGUCACAUUGUCAAGGAUCCAGUGAAGUACCCUGAUACCAUAAGCACCAACUUCAGAAGUUUUCUCAAAGGCUUACUUAACAAGGUUUCACAAAAUCGGCUCACUUGGCCCGGUUUGCUGGAUCACCCCUUCGUCCGAGAAACUUCAGAUGAGGUGGCUGCUCGGGAAGCUCGUGCUGCCACUGCUGCAGCAAGAGGCUGCGAUGCAGCCUGGAGGGGCGAAGUGAACAUUACAUUGUCUUCUCCAGCAUCGGUUCGAAGCACAACCCAUUCCCAGGCGGCAAGCCCUGCUGGUAAAACUAGACCAACCCGAGACUUCCCAGAGUCUGCACCAGAAUCUCCUGCAGCUAAUAGUCCUGCACUUCAACCUUCAAACAAGAAUAAUCAACCUCAGCCACCUCCGGUGUCUCCGGUGAAUCAACCUGUUCCUCCGAAUGCCGCAGAGAUGUCUGUGUUGGAUAAGGUGGAAUUCACUUCUCGUACCGUCAAGGGAGCCCAAGUUGUUGGCCAAGAUCGCGGAGCCGUUGCUCACAUCCUUCAUUCGUUCCGAAACUUACAGAUUAAAGGAACAGCAGCCCUGUCGAGGCAAGAGAACACAAUUGUCCAACGUCCUUUGAUUCAAAAUGAUGAACAGUCGAGCGCAAAUGCCAACCAAGGCCUUCGGAUUUUGUCAAACUUACUAUCCGGUGGUGCUUUACAACAAAAAGUUGCCGUUGAAGAUGUGAUACCGGCUGUGCUAGGUCUUGUACGAGCAACAUUAGGCGCUAGCAACGGUCCACAUGUUGGCCUCCUGAUUAAAGGUCUAGCCGUGCUUCGUAAGCUCAUGGAGGUGGGUGGCAAUAGAGUGGAGACUUCAUAUCUGCACCACAGUGUGGCUAUAUUACGACUGUAUCCUCAGGCUGUGGCAUAUGCGCACGAUCCAUCGGGCCGUGUUCUCUACGAUUCAACUUCAUGUGUCUCUGUUCUGCUUACCAGAGUUGUCAGUGGUUUAACUAGCAUUCUGACACCAGAACAAGGUGAGGAGGGUGAGAAUCUAGGAGGCGCAGCGUCGGCAGAAGGUCAGAUCAUGGCACAAAUCAUCGGGCAGGCGAAGGCUGUCGGCACAGCUGACCACCUCUGUUCCUGCUUGAGUGCGACAGGGACAAAUUUAAUCUCAGCUUCCUCUACCUCAGCUCCUGUUGCUGGGGAAGCUUGUAAAGGUUUAUGGGCUUUAAUUAGUGGUCUGAACUUAACAAACGGGAAAGGUGAUCUAAGACAUGGAUUCCCUCUAGCAGUUCUGAAAGGUUAUGCAGAAACUUGGGCCGACGACAAGAAACUAGAGGACGAGAGUUUCAAACCAGAGGAAGGCAGCUCUGGAGUGAUAGAGAUGGUCACGGACAGUAUUUCGAAAUCCAAAAGUAUGCAAGUGGCCGUUUGCUAUGCUCUUCUGCACGGGUCCGAUAAUGCAUUAUCGGCUGUUAUGCAGGUAUUGCUCCGAUGUUGUGUCCUUUCUCCUGUUGUAUGUGACGUGCUCGCAGGCAUAUCUGCACAAGAGUCCCCUUCUCAAACACCUGUAAGUGGUGGAGGGGAUGGGACAGCCGUAGGUGCAAUAUUUCGAGUACUCUCAGUCCAUGGUUCGUCCUCAGCACCUACAAACAAUGGCUUCAAGGAGCCGGGUACUGCCGCAACCGAAGCUACUCUGAAGCUCGCAACGGAAGGUCUUCUUAAGCAAGCGUGUCUGGCAUUAGCUGCAAUCGCGCAAGGCUUAAUGACACAAGGUAGAAGAGGUGCUUCUUGCAUGCUCAGCGGAUCACAACCGAAACAAAGAGCUCGUCUCUCUGCCCUGGCUCAUCAGUCUUUGCUUGAUGUUGUGCCCAAAACGCCUCUAACAAUGUCGAGAAGCGCAUCAGCUGUUCUGGCUUUGUCAUCUAUACUUAGUCUCGAACAGGGAAUAGACAGAUUUGGUGGACCUUGCUGGGUCUCCGAGUUGGUACUUCCCCUGUUACCAUCAUACUCUGUAAUCCGAAGUUCUCUUCAGGUUUCUCCAGCUCAGUAUGGAGCUGAGGCACACCAAGCCUCAAGUGUGAACUCUGGGAUGCUCACUAGCUGGCAUGGAUUGAGGGAUGGUUAUGUUGGGGUUUUAGAGGCCAGGCUUCGAUGGGGUGGGUCGUCCGCAUUAGAACAAGCAUGCUCUGCUCAUAUUCCACUAGUCCUUGUCUCCCUUUUGGCUGGAGGUCUGAAAGGAAGCAGCGAGGAGGCAGAUGAGCCAGCUGGGCUUGGUGAGGACCUUAUUGGCUUAUCUCCCAGAGGAGUUGUGUGGGCUCUUUCGGCGAUUGCAUAUUGUUUACCAGGAGGAGGCUUCCGUGAUGUUCUUUUGAGACGGGAGCAGUUGCAGGCUUUGCUGGCGCUUGUUGAGAAGACACAUCUUACACAUGUCCAGUCAUGGGAGGGAGCUGGAGGUGGUAGUGAUGGUUUGCGAGAUACUGUACAUGGAGUUGUUAGAGUUUUAGAGUUUCCUUUUACAAUAUCGCAACAAGCAACUCCUACGUCACCACCUCCUGCCUCGGGGAACAGUACAGUCGCCGGAUCUGAUUCUCCUGGUGGUAAAAGAGGAAGCGAAGGAACGGAGCUCACGAGAACUGUAACUGCCAGUAUGCCUCAUUAUUGGCAGCUUCUUCAAGAGGUGAAUGUCGCCUCACCUUUGAUCAGGUGCUUGGAGAUGUUGAACAAGGACGACCUGGGAAGUCCUGUUGCCCUUAUUGCCAGGAUGGUUCAGAGUUCAAGAAUAUUGGCCGGGGACCUUGUGAAGGAAGGAUUUUUAAGCAGUUAUAUGAUGAGCAAGCUGCUGGAUCCGGCCUGUCCCAAGGAUGUCUUACGAGAUGUUCUUAUGACUGUUUCAAACCUUGCUCGGCUUUCUAAGGACUUUUAUGAGCCUAUCGGGCAAGCAAAUAUCUGGGAAGCCAUGAAAGUAUUCAUGAAUCAUGCCGAUCCAAGUCUAAGAUCGAAAGCAUGCAGCGUACUUGGAAACAUGUGCCGACAUACGCCUUAUUUCUAUGACGCCCUGGUUGAACAUGACAUAAUCAAUCUUCUCAUCGAUCGUUGCGCCGAUCCAGACAGACACACUCGCAAAUUCGCGUGCUUUGGGCUGGGUAAUGCAGCCUAUCAUAAUGAUGCACUUUACGAAGUACUGCGAAGGUCCAUCCCUCAUCUCACAAGCCUUCUGCAAGGAGACGAGGAAGAUAAAACGAAAGCUAACGCUGCGGGUGCUCUAAGUAACCUUGUCAGAAACUCAAACAAGCUCUGCGAAGAUAUCAUAAGCAAAGGAGCAAUGCAGGCACUAUGCCAAGUCAUAGCCGACUGUGCCAAUGCACCUGCAGGACACGAUAGACGGGGAGCAAGCAACAGCGAGUCGCCCCUAAAAAUCGCGUUGUUUUCUUUGGGGAACAUGUGUGUCCACGCAGCUUGCCGACAGUACUUGCGGUCACCAGAGCUUUUCCGGGUACUGUUGAAACUGAAGCAAUCAUCUGAUGCCACUGUUGUGAAAUACGUCACCCGUAUCACUUCAAAAUUUCCUGAUUCGUCUGCGAACCACCGAUAGAUCCUGAAUAUUCAACAAAUUCCAUCAUCCAUUGAUUGAUCCUCCUCUAUCAGGGUACUUAGAACCCUUCAUACAUUCCCUUGCACCUGAAAUCUUCCUUUCAUGAAGAAAAAGUAUUGCUCCACACUAGUCACCUUGAGCUCUCUCCUUUGUAGACUGAACGUCACGCGGAGGGACAAGAUAACUUGCUCUCCAAACGCAUUAGUUGACCCUAAGGGUCGUUAAUGUCCCUUUCAAUGAUUCACCAUCACCAUCCUUCGAUACUCAGAAAUUGUGUCUUCAUAGUUCUCUGCACACUGUAGGAAGUUAGCUGAGAUGCCUAGGCUUGAGCGGCUUGUAAACUAAUUGAGCGAUGAAGUAGUUCAGCGGCCAACCGUCCACACCUAAAUAGCGGCAGUUUUUUCCAAUUCUUGGACAAGGUUGAUUCACCUAGUACAUCCAUUUUCUGUACAAUACUAUACAUACAUAUGGCCCAACGACAAGUGAAGCUUCUGUACUCCGCGUCUAUUUCACCUAAAUGUUCGCCUCAUGUAUUU
Molecule: messenger RNA, 5472 nt
Organism: Marchantia polymorpha subsp. ruderalis
Lineage: Eukaryota; Viridiplantae; Streptophyta; Marchantiopsida; Marchantiales; Marchantiaceae
Source: the annotation of a GenBank genome assembly